CACACACACACACACGCCCCGCCCCUUCAGCUGUGUCUUUUUUUUCUCCCUUUUUCUGGGGUGACGUCACCGCGCGGCGUUCCGGCUGGAGUUGAAGAUGGCGAGCGCAGAGACAGCGGCGGAACACGAGCGGAUCCUCCGGGAGAUUGAAAGCACCGACACAAACUGUAUCGGUCCUACACUCCGAUCUGUGUACGAUGGCCAAGAGCAUGGGCUCUUCAUGGAGAAGCUGGAUGGGCGGAUUCGCAACCACGACCGCGAAAUCGAGAAGAUGUGCAACCAUCAUUUCCAGGGCUUUGUGGACUCCAUCACAGAGCUGCUUAAAGUUCGUGGAGAGGCACAAAAACUCAAGGGUCAAGUGACUGAAACCAAUCAGAAGCUGCAGAAUGAUGGCAAGGAGCUACUGACCGCGAUGGAUGAUCUGACACGAUGUCGUUUGCAGCAGAGGAACAUUGCCACCACCAUCGACAAACUCACACACUGCCUGCCAGUGCUGGAAAUGUACAGCAAGCUGCAAGAACAGAUGAGGGCCAAAAGAUACUACCCUGCGUUGUGCACUUUGGAGCAGUUGGAGCAGAACUGCCUGCCGAAGGCGGGACAGUAUCGCUUCUGCGCCAUCAUGGCUGAGAACAUCCCAGUCUUGCGCACACACAUCAGAGACGUCUCCAUGUCUGACCUCAAAGACUUUCUGGAGAGCGUACGUAAACACUCGGACAAAAUUGGAGAGACUGCAAUUAAACAGGCACAGGUGAGAAGCUCUCGCGACAGUGCGAUCACACGGCAGCAGCGGGCUGGCAGUGGGUGGAGGUUGCGUAAGGAGGCUGGCUCAGGUACAGAGGUUGACCGGUCAGGUGGCAGCCCUCAAUCAGAAGAGGAUUCUGGGAUAUUAGAUGUGGAGGAUGAGGAUGAUGAUGAGGUUCAUGGUGCUCAGGACUUGGUGGACUUCUCUCCUGUUUAUCGCUGCUUGCACAUCUAUACAGUUCUAGGUGCUCGGGAUACAUUUGAGAACUACUACAGGAAGCAGAGGAGGAAACAAGCUCGACUAGUGUUGCAGCCACAUUCAAACAUGCACGAAACCCUGGAGGGAUAUAGGCGAUACUUCAAUCAAAUUGUAGGUUUUUUCGUAGUGGAGGACCACAUCCUUCAUACUACCCAAGGCCUAGUGAACAGAGCUUAUGUGGACGAGUUAUGGGAACUAGCUCUGUCAAAGACCAUCGCAGCGCUCCGUACUCACUCGUCAUAUUGCACUGACCCUGACCUGAUCCUGGAUCUGAAAAGCCUGAUAGUCCUGUUUGCAGACACACUACAGGGUUAUGGGUUUCUAGUAAACCAGCUGUUUGACAUGGUGCUUGAGAUGAGAGAUCAAUAUGGAGAGAUUUUGCUGAAGAAGUGGAAUCAGUCCUUUAGGAAAAUCCUCGAUCAGGACAAUUACAGUCCCAUUCCUGCAGCAACAGAAGAAGAGUACCGGCAAAUCACAAGCCAGUUCCCCUUCCAAGACUCAGAACUAGACAUGAUGCCUUUCCCAAAGAAUCCCUUUUCUGAAUUUGUACCCAAAGUCUACUCGCAACUCAAGGAGUUCAUAUACGCUUGCCUCAAAUACUCUGAGGACCUGCACCUUAGUUCUACAGAAAUUGAUGACAUGAUACGCAAGUCUACCAACCUGCUGCUCACAAGGACCCUGAGUCACUGCCUGCAGUAUGCCAUCAAAAAGAAGAAUGUGGGAUUAGCAGAGUUGGUUCAAAUCAUUGUAAAUACGACGCACCUUGAGCUGUCUUGUCACUACCUGGAAGAGUUUAUCUCCAACAUCACCAACGUUCCUCCCGACACCUCUAACACCACCAAACUGUAUGGCACCUCCACCUUUAAGGAUGCAAGGCAUGCAGCUGAAGAAGAGAUCUACACCAACCUGAAUCUAAAGAUCGAUCAGUUCCUGCAGCUGGCAGAUUAUGACUGGAUGGCAGCUCAAGGGGGCGGUCAGGCCAGUGACUACCUGAGUGACCUUAUUGCCUUCCUCUGCAGCACCUUUGCUGUGUUCACACAUCUGCCUGGCAAGGUUGCUCAGACAGCAUGUAUGUCUGCGUGUAAACAUCUGUCCACCUCCUUGCUGCAGCUGCUGCUUGAGGCUGAUGUCAGACAGGUAUCUAUGGGAGCACUGCAGCAGUUCAACGUUGACGUCAAAGAGUGUGAAAGGUUUGCCAGGGCCGGCCCGGUGCCUGGCUUCCAGGGGGACACUCUGCUGCUCGCCUUCAUCGACUUGAGACAACUGUUGGACCUCUUUACUCAGUGGGAUUGGUCUACAUACCUUGCUGACUAUGGACGUCCGACCUGCAAGUACCUGAGGGUCAGCCCGCAUACUGCCCUGGCCCUCCUGGAGAAGAUGAAGGACACUAGUCGGAAAAACAAUGUCUUUGCUCAGUUCCGUAAGAACGAACGUGACAAGCAGAAGCUCAUUGACACCGUCGUCAAACAGCUGCGGAACCUUAUUGCCAACCAUCAGUCCUGAGUGCAUCCGUCAGUCACGACUCCCCACCCCUUGCAAGACAUGUGGGAUAGACAAGAAUUGUCGUAUGGGUGCCAUUGGUCUUUCACAAUAAGUAUUUGUAUUAUGCAAAAGCUAAGUUACGGUUCCAGCUAUGCCAGUUUUGCAGUCCUAUACCCAAGACUUUUAAUGUCUUCCUGACCGCAUCUCAUUGGCUUCAGCACCCGUGAACCUUGAAACUGCUCUCCUGUCUUCCUACAUGACCAUGUAAGCACAGCAUAGGGUUACCAGUGGUGGAGCCCUUUUUACACCUGUCUCUAUGAGACUUUAGUUAUUAGUUUCACAUGUCUAGCAACCGAAUAUCUGACAGAAGGGACUUUUAAGCAUAUUAUCUGCAGGAAUUCUACAGUGUCUAGAAACAAAGCUUGUGCAUUUCUUCUUUUUUUGUGAGAUGUUUUACAUUCAGCUUGAACAGAACAACAAGAUCAAUUCAGUAAAAGAAGGAUUUUUUUUUUUUUUUUACACUGGCUAAGUAAAUAAUUUACUUCAUUUCAUUUGAAUGUAUUUAAUAAUGGUAAUUACAAAAAGGUCUGUUUUGAGAUCAAAUUACUUUUAAUACAUAAAUCAGAUUCUCUCUUCAUGUUUUGUUUUUCUCACUUGGUAUCUUUUUCCACAGCGUUUCUAGUCAAUGUAGCCAUUCUGUCCUGAAUGCUGAAAGUCCCCAGUUUAUUUUAAACUUUUCUUAAUAGAGAGAAGUAAACCUAUAUAUUUAAUACCCUGUAUAUUGUAGUCUUAAGCCACUGCACAGGACUGAAAGCUAAAUGAGCUGGAACAUGGUCACUCAUUGCUGAUAAAAGGUUCUGUAAUUCCCUUUAAAUAGAUACUAAAAGCAAAAACAAGUCGCAAGCGAGUUCUGUUAUGGCCUUAACCUACCGCAGGAUCUCGUAUCAGCUGCUGUUAUUCUGUACAGACUAGUUUAUCAAGAUAGAACUUCAGCAAGGAACAGCUCACAGCAUUGUUACCUGUAUAAUGUGCCUGGGUGUGUGCGUGCAUACUUUUGUGCUGUGGGUUAUUGGGGUCUUUAUUUAAUUGAUGAGAUUUUCUCAUCAAGUGGGUGCAAUAUUACUUUUAUUUUCAGAGAGGGAAUAUUCAUCAAAUCGUAGGGAAGUAGGUAAAGUCUUUUAUUGUCAACACGGAGGUAAUUGUUUUGGUUUUACUGGUUGUAGAUCACUGUUUUGUGGUGUGUGUGUGUGUGUGUGUGUGUGUGUGUGUGUGUGUGUGUGUGUGUGUGUGUGUGUGUGUGUGUGUGUGUGAGAGUAAGAGAGUAAUUUGGAUGUUCAGGGGGGCACAAUGAGUGUGUAAAGUUUCUUUUGUGGUUGUGUUCGUUGUUUUUCCUUUGUUUCUAUAAUUGAUUUUAAUCCUCUGUACCUGUACUUGGGCUUAGUGACCGAGCCACAGAAUUGUGUGUCUGCGUACAUGUGUACGAGUGUGUGUGUGUGUGUGAUUGAGAGAGAUUACAUAUGAGCAGUGUUGUGUGAAUUUAUAGGAAACCUUUAUUCAUUUUGAUGUACAGAAUGUUAUGUUAAACCACUAAUGAAUGACCUUCCAAUACUAAUAGUCUAAAACAAAUGUCAACCAAUAUCAAAUAAAAUAAUAAUGACCAA
This is a messenger RNA of Silurus meridionalis, 4143 nucleotides long. It is a transcript of the gene exoc6b, whose product is annotated as exocyst complex component 6B. Gene Ontology annotation, cellular component: membrane; exocyst. NCBI's taxonomy places the organism in Eukaryota, Metazoa, Chordata, Actinopteri, Siluriformes, Siluridae. Gene Ontology annotation, biological process: intracellular protein transport; exocytosis; Golgi to plasma membrane transport. The record is from RefSeq and is a predicted model, not a curated record.